Molecule: messenger RNA, 1071 nt
Organism: Paramormyrops kingsleyae
Lineage: Eukaryota; Metazoa; Chordata; Actinopteri; Osteoglossiformes; Mormyridae
Product: protocadherin alpha-3-like
Biological process (GO): homophilic cell-cell adhesion
Cellular component (GO): plasma membrane
Molecular function (GO): calcium ion binding
Source: RefSeq, a predicted model, not a curated record
AUAAGCUGUACAGUAACGUGUUAGAGAAAUACUACAGGCCUCGUAUGCGGCCGCCGAUUUAUCAAUUUAUCUAUAGGCCUAUAUCUCUGUACACUGUAAUAUGUUGGCUGCUCUCACCUCAAAGGAUCGGAUGUGAAGAACAUAGCGAUGGAGGAUUUUGUUCGUGUGAAAUGUGACUGGAUAUGGUUGCUAACACUCCUUUGUUUAUGGGAUUCAUCCGAUGGACAGGUUGUGUACUCCGUGUCAGAGGAGGUGGAGAAGGGAACCGUGGUUGGAAAUAUAGCGAAGGAUCUGGGUCUUAAUAUCAAUGAACUGGAGUCGCGGAUGUUUCAGAUUGUGUCGGGUUCCAGCAGAAGAUAUUUUGAGGUAAAUUUGAAAAGUGGCGCAUUGUUUGUGAGUGAGAGAGUCGAUGGAGAGGAACUGUGUCCUGGCGCUCAGAAAUGUAGUUUAUUUUUAGAAGCCAUUAUUCACAAUCCUCUAAACCUUUAUCGUGUAGAAAUUAAUGUCUUAGACGUAAAUGACAACGCACCAUAUUUUCCACGGAAUAAGAUCGAGUUAAAUAUAUCAGAAAUUGCUAACCCAGGGGAAAAAAUCACAGUUGUUAUGGCAGAAGAUCCCGAUGUGGGCAGUAACUCGGUGAAAACAUACACGAUAAGCCAGAAUGAGCAUUUUAGUUUGGAUGUACAGAGCGGAGGAGAUCGCAGAGUGUCUGCUGUCUUAAUGCUACUGAAAGCACUGGACCGAGAGAAACAGGCCGUAAUACCGCUAGUAGUUACUGCUGUUGACGGCGGAAAGCCUCCCAGGUCGGGAACCCUGCAGAUCACCGUGAACGUGAUGGAUGUGAACGACAACACCCCAGCGUUUAGCAAGCCGUUGUAUAAGGUUAAACUAAAUGAGAAUGUUCAAUAUGGUACACCCAUAAUAACACUGAAAGCGACCGAUCCAGAUGAAGGAUUAAAUGGGCAAAUAAUUUACUCCAUGGUUGAGCACCAAAAUGUAAAUUUUGAUAUUUUAAGUAUCGAUCCUUAUACUGGUCAAAUAUCGGUGAAAGGGAGUAUUGAUUAUGAAGAA